AUGUCGUUCGUGUUCCCCGAGCUGCCUUCGUGGCUCCUUCAUGAUACGUCUCCUCCCAUCGAAUACUCGACACAUACUAGAUCGUCUGUACCUGCUGCGCCCACCGACACAAGCUCUUUGUUUCUGAAUGACGGCUCCACGCAUAUGGCACCGGAGACGCAUUUUGAAAAAAGGUGGACGCAAGGCGCCUCUGGUAUAUCACCGUGGUCAUCGUUGCACUCACCAUAUCCGUCUACGUUGACCUCUUUUCCCACUGCGUCUCAUCUGCCUGGAUACGAGCUUGCAGCAGUCCCGUCCAUGCCAUUGGUGCCGCAUGAGCGAAACUCAUACUCGAACAUGCCAUCCAUGGAUCUUGCAUAUUCCCGGCCCUCAAAUCUGUACAAUGAAAGUAGUCGUGUGGGUCGUGCCUCUCUGCUACAACCUCAUCUUUCCGGUGCCUUUGCACCUCUCUCCAUGCCAGGUCAUGCACGGCAUCCACUUACGACUCAGCCAGUCAUGUUUGACUCCCACCAUCCUCCUUCAACAGCUCAAGUACCUCAACACCUACCCAGCACAUCCAUCUCUUCUGUAGGGUUGCGAAACAAUGCACUUUAUGCUGAUGGGUACUACCGUACGUUGUCGGAAACACCGCCACCAGUACCCAAUACGGAAGACUCUCAAUCGUCGGACAUGUCUAUCUCUUGGCUGUCCCCAUCACACGGCCCUGCCCGACAUGCCAAACUAGAGCAGGGGCAGGUCAAGCCACCGAAAAGCCGCCCAUUUGUUUGCUCGCGAUGCUCGCGCGCAUUCUCUCGGAAACAUGAUCUCGAACGACACGCGCGUGUACAUUCUGGUGAUCGACCCUACGUAUGUCGAGUGUGUAAGAAGGGCUUUCCCCGAAGCGAUGCGCUGCGGAGACAUAUCCGUGUUGAGCGUGACACGCACGAAUCUUAUUUUGCUUCCAAGACAUCUGAUGUGCUGGUCAUGUCGGAACGAGACUCCGCUUCUAUGAACGGAUAG
Messenger RNA from Malassezia restricta, 999 nucleotides. Its product is annotated as zinc finger protein. Gene Ontology annotation, molecular function: RNA polymerase II cis-regulatory region sequence-specific DNA binding; DNA-binding transcription factor activity, RNA polymerase II-specific. Gene Ontology annotation, biological process: regulation of transcription by RNA polymerase II. The transcript has 2 exons. Gene Ontology annotation, cellular component: nucleus. Bases 1 to 999 code for a protein of 332 amino acids. The record is from RefSeq and is a predicted model, not a curated record. NCBI's taxonomy places the organism in Eukaryota, Fungi, Basidiomycota, Malasseziomycetes, Malasseziales, Malasseziaceae.